Molecule: messenger RNA, 1449 nt
Organism: Saccharomyces kudriavzevii IFO 1802
Lineage: Eukaryota; Fungi; Ascomycota; Saccharomycetes; Saccharomycetales; Saccharomycetaceae
Gene: MAS2
Product: mitochondrial-processing protease subunit alpha
Exons: 1
Coding region: 1-1449 (482 amino acids)
Cellular component (GO): mitochondrion
Molecular function (GO): metalloendopeptidase activity; metal ion binding
Source: RefSeq, a predicted model, not a curated record
AUGCUAAGAAACAGUGCUAAGAGAUUGUACUCCAACAUCGCUAGAACAGACAAUUUCAAGCUUUCGUCGCUGGCGAAUGGGCUGAGAGUGGCCACAUCCAAUACUCCUGGACACUUUAGUGCCUUAGGGCUUUACAUCGAUGCCGGAUCUCGGUUUGAAGGCAGAAACUUAAAAGGCUGUACUCAUAUUUUGGAUAGGCUUGCUUUUAAGUCGACCGAGCACAUCGAGGGCAGAGCAAUGGCCGAGACGCUCGAAUUACUCGGUGGGAAUUAUCAGUGCACCUCGUCUAGGGAAAACCUGAUGUAUCAGGCUUCUGUGUUCAAUCAGGAUGUAGGUAAGAUGCUCCACUUGAUGUCUGAGACCGUGAGGUUUCCCAAGAUUACUGAACAAGAACUUCAAGAGCAAAAGCUGUCAGCAGAGUAUGAAAUUGAUGAAGUUUGGAUGAAGCCUGAAUUGGUGUUACCUGAGCUGCUGCAUACAGCGGCAUACUCUGGAGAGACUUUGGGGUCUCCCUUGAUCUGUCCUAGAGAACUCAUUCCAUCUAUUUCCAAAUACUACUUAUUAGACUACAGGAAUAAAUUUUACACCCCAGAAAACACCGUAGCGGCAUUUGUUGGUGUUCCCCAUGACAGAGCUGUAGAACUUGCAGAUAAGUACUUUGGUGAUUGGCAGUCUACUCAUCCUCCAAUCAGCAAGAAGGUUGCCCACUACACAGGCGGCGAAAGUUGUAUCCCACCAGCGCCCGUCUUUGGAAACUUACCAGAACUAUUCCACAUCCAGAUAGGAUUUGAGGGUCUCGCUAUAGACCAUCCAGACAUUUAUGCCCUGGCAACCUUGCAAACCUUACUUGGAGGCGGCGGUUCGUUCAGUGCCGGUGGACCAGGAAAGGGGAUGUAUUCUCGUCUGUAUACCCACGUUUUGAACCAGUAUUACUUCGUUGAAAACUGCGUCGCGUUCAACCAUUCUUAUUCAGAUUCAGGAAUUUUUGGUAUCUCACUAUCUUGUAUACCGCAGGCAGCCCCUCAAGCCGUUGAGGUAAUAGCACAGCAAAUGUACAACACCUUUGCUAACAAAGAUUUGAGAUUGACUGAAGACGAAGUAUCCAGGGCCAAAAAUCAAUUGAAGUCUUCAUUGUUAAUGAACUUAGAGUCAAAAUUGGUAGAAUUGGAGGACAUGGGUAGACAAGUUCUCAUGCAUGGCCGCAAGAUUCCUGUAAACGAAAUGAUAAACAAGAUUGAGAAUUUGAGGCCAGAUGAUAUUUCCCGUGUUGCCGAGAUGAUAUUUACCGGAAAUGUUAAUAACACUGGUGAGGGUAGAGGUAAACCUACCGUUGUUAUGCAAGGGGAUAGAAGUGCCUUUGGAGAUGUGCAAAAUGUAUUGAAUGCAUACGGACUUGGUAAGAGCACUUCCACUCAAAGCGAUAGCCCCAAGAAAAAGGGUUGGUUCUGA